Miscanthus lutarioriparius is the source of this 705-nucleotide messenger RNA. NCBI's taxonomy places the organism in Eukaryota, Viridiplantae, Streptophyta, Magnoliopsida, Poales, Poaceae. The record is from the annotation of a GenBank genome assembly.
AUGAGGCUUCGCAGCGGAGCUCUUGCUCUGCUUUUGCUCCUGUUCGUCCACGCUGGAGGCCAGGAGCAGCGAGCAGCGGAGGCCCGCGGGGAUGCGUUCGUGAGGGUCCUGGGCACCCGCUUCGUGCACAACGGCAAGCCGCUCUUCGUCAGCGGGUUCAACACCUACUGGCUCAUGAACUUGGGCGCCGACCAAGCGAAGCAUGGGAUUAAGAUGAUUCUGAGCCUUGUGAACUAUUAUCAUGACUAUGGAGGGAGGAAGCAGUACGUGGAUUGGGCGAAGAACCAGGGGCAGAACAUUCCAUCUGACGAUGCAUUCUUCACUAACCCUGUUAUCAAGGGCUUCUACAUGAACCAUAUAAAGGCCAUUCUGACGAGGGUGAACACGUUGACCGGUGUGGCCUACAAGGACGACCCAACGAUCAUGGCGUGGGAGCUGAUGAAUGAGCCCCGUUGCCAGUGCGACGUGACCUGCCCCACCAUUUUCCAGUCGUGGAUCACGGAGAUGGCAGCGCACGUGAAGUCCAUCGACGGCAACCACCUGUUGGACGCCGGCCUGGAGGGCUUCUACGGCUUGUUGCCACCACUGUCCCGCAGCUCCAUGAACCCGCUGCGGCACGACAAGAUGGGCAUCGACUUCAUCGCCAACAACCAGGUGCCCGGUGUAAACGUGGAAGAGAUUGGGAAAGCACAGCGCACACAAUGA